UCCAGGAGCCCUAACAGAGUACAAACCCGCCAAAAUUCAUUUCGGGGAUGCCCUUUUGUUUUGACCGCAAACCCUAGGAAUCCCCAAACGAACAGAUCAACAGUAGCCUCGCCCGCAUCGCCGAUAGAAACAGAAAUCAAAAUUGUCAUGCAGAGGUAACACUGUGAAAGGGUACCAGAAACAAGUUUUCAGUGUUCUUCAGAUCUGGACAUUGAGAAUACUGUGAUGGGAGGUGGACUAGACCAUUCUUUUCUUUAGUCACCACGCCUUCUAGUUAAGGGAACUGUAUAUCCAAUAGAUGCAAAGGGAAAUGGAGAUGGAAGCUGACCAACCUCAGCGAGCAUGCAUAAAAGGAGCAGAAUCAGUAUUAAACCUGCCACCCAAAUCGUCAGUCUAUAUUGCAUAUCACUCUCUUUUUGGUCCUCAUGACGAUCUUAUUCUCCUUGAAAUGGAUGACAAGCUUCUCCCAGAUAUCCUCAAUCAGAGAGUAACCAUAAGAGGAGAGCAUAACGAAGAAGCAGUUCUUUGUACUCAGUCAAAAACUUAUGCUGUUAAGUUUGUCGGCACGUCCAACACUGUAUUACUUAUACCCCCUUCAGAUCAAUUAGCUAUUUAUGGAAGUACAGAGCAUUAUAAUGAGAAAGAUCAUGACUCAACCACGGUUGCACCAGUCAUCAAAGUAGCAAUUGGUAGCAUGGAACUUGUUGAGGUGGCUCCCAAACUUGACAAGCUUAAAUUGCUUCUCUCUGAGAAUCUUUACGGGUAUGAUGAGGUGUCAGAAAUGGAGUGUGACGGAGGGGGAAAAAAUACAUACAGAUGGGAUGAUCUUAUUGAGAACGUACAAGCCAGUGAUGCUGAACUCAGGUCUGGACUACAAGCUCUUUCAGCGGUGGAGAUGGAUGGAUAUUGGAGAAUUGUGGACGAGAAGUACAUGGACGGAGUCCUGAACAUGCUUUUUCACAAUUCAGUAUUGAAUGAUUGGUCACUGAAUGCACUUAAUGAAAACGAAGUUGUUGGUGUGCUUGAAUCGGAUGGGUUUUCUCGCAGAAUUGCACAGCACUGUUUGCAAGUUUAUGGUUCUAAAGUGGAUGAGAGGCAGUGGAGGUUGGAUGAGAAGCGUGUUUGUGUUCACAUUGCUAGAGGAAUACUGAGAACCGGGAAGAUGAAGAUGGACAAUUUCAUGGCGGAGUGGAUGAGGAAGAUUCCCGAGGGGAUGCAAGCAAGUUUCGACAUGCUGGAAGGGGAAGUUCUGACAGAGAAGCUUGGAAUUGAGACCUGGAUUCACCUCUUUAGUGUUUCUUCUCUGCCCUCCACCCCCGCUGCAUGUUUCUCGAUGCUCUUUCAGGAGCGGCCAAAAUGGGAGUGGAAGGAUCUGCAGCCUUACAUCAGGGAUCUAAGCGUGCCGGGUUUAUCUUCGGAGGGUUUGCUACUCAAGUACACCAGAAGAUCACAGCCAACUCCCGAUUCUGAACCUGUUUUUAGUGCAAGAUAACCUAAGCUAAGCUUGCUUCUUUUUCUUUCUUUCUCAACUGAUUGAUCUUCAUUGUUAACUAGUUGGUUAAUGAAUGGGGUUGGUUUUUGAAUUUUACAUCUUUGUCUUCUUAUUUCAGAGUUCCCUAAAAAGUAUACUAUACUAUACUGCAAACAUAGUGUGGUUUUUGGUGCGUUGUUGAAUUUGUUAGCUUGCUUUC
This is a messenger RNA of Diospyros lotus (date-plum), 1691 nucleotides long. RefSeq lists its product as uncharacterized. The transcript is spliced from 4 exons. The record is from RefSeq and is a predicted model, not a curated record. NCBI's taxonomy places the organism in Eukaryota, Viridiplantae, Streptophyta, Magnoliopsida, Ericales, Ebenaceae. Gene Ontology annotation, cellular component: chromosome, centromeric region; chromatin; Ctf18 RFC-like complex. Bases 299 to 1492 code for a protein of 397 amino acids. Gene Ontology annotation, biological process: mitotic sister chromatid cohesion; maintenance of mitotic sister chromatid cohesion.